UCAAGCUUCAUCGUUCAGUGAUUGUUCCGCGAUUUAUCUGCGGAGUGUUUAAGCCCUGUCCACAGAGACUUUUAAGCUCGUAAGAUAUCCCACUGCCUCACAUGACCGGCACGCAUGCAGAUGUCCCUUUAUUUAAGAAAUAGAUCUCAAAUUGACUAGAUUGAUUUUGUCUCCUUUUUGUAUUUAAUAGCUGGUCGGAUGGCAGCUCUUUUAAUGUGCAAAUGAGAACCAAUGAGGACAGACUCCUAAAUUCAGUUCAGACACUCAUCUGACACGGGCCACGUCACCGCCGGCCUCAGCCAAUCGCGUCGCGCCGAGCCCCUCCACUUUCCCAGGCACGCUCUCAAAGUUUUGACUUUUUGCAGCAAAAGACGGCAGGUUGAUGAAAAUGUUUUAUUAUCUUCCAGAUCUUCAUGUGAACUACCCAGAAAGACUCUCUUUUUAUUUAUAGAUUUCAAAAACGCUCUCGUUGAAAGGACGCCGCUCUGUCGUAUCAUGCAAGAACUGAAAGAAGGGAAUGGAUUUUGCCAGAGGAGAUGGGUAUGAAGCUUCGGUGCAACUGAUUGGGAUUUUUUAGAGAAAAUAACCUUUUUUUCUAAAGGCUUGAGUGUUUUUGUUUGGUUUUUCCCCCUCCUUCCUCUCUCUCUCUCUCUUAUUCACUGUUUCGCGUUUGUUUUUACGUUUGGCGCUGGUCUCCAUCGUCUUGCUUCUUGCGCAAUAUUUAGUUGAAGUUGAAGUUUCUUGGUAAUGUUAGCUGUGGGGCAAAUGGACGGGUCUCGCCAGAGCGCUUUCCUACUCAAUACCCCACCUCUGGCUGCUUUACACAGCAUGACCGAAAUGAAGACACCACUUUACCCAGCAUACCCGUUAUCUUCCACCGGACCAGCAUCCUCCACUUCGCCGACAGCUACCUCUCCGAAUCCAGGCGGUAUCCCGGUCUCGUCCCCGGGGAUCAAAACAUCCACCGGACUCUCGGUCCUCGGAUCGCCCCAGUGCUCGAUCGCCACACCUCACGGAAUAAACGACAUCCUCAGUCGACCCGCGGUGGUCACCGGAGCGGCGGCGGCGUCUUCUCCCGCUGGAAUCUUGUCAGGACUGCCCCGCUUCAGCAGCCUGAGUCCUCCGCCGCCUCCAGGGCUGUAUUUCAGCCCCAGCGCCGCGGCCGUGGCGGUGGCUCGUUAUCCGAAACCCCUGACGGACCUUCCAGGCAGAACCCCUAUAUUCUGGCCUGGAGUUAUGCAAAGCCCGCACUGGAGAGACGCCAGAUUUGCUUGUUCCCCACAUCAAAACUCGGUGCUCCUGGACAAGGAUGGGAAAAGGAAACACACGCGACCAACGUUUUCCGGGCAGCAAAUUUUUGCCCUGGAAAAAACAUUUGAGCAAACGAAAUAUUUAGCUGGACCCGAGAGAGCGCGGCUGGCCUACUCUUUAGGAAUGACAGAGAGCCAGGUCAAGGUGUGGUUUCAAAACCGAAGAACAAAAUGGAGAAAACGGCACGCGGCCGAAAUGGCCUCGGCGAAGAAGAAACAAGAUUCGGAGACCGAGAGGCUGAAAGGGGCUUCGGAAAACGAAGACGACGACGACGACUACAACAAACCCCUGGACCCAAACUCGGACGAUGAGAAAAUAACGCAGCUGCUGAAAAAACACAAACCGAACUCGGCUCUUAUCAUUCACACGUCGGAAAACGAGAGCUCGUAAAACGGAAACGGCGAACGGUCCGUCCGGUUCUUCGAGAAGUGUCAAAAUAUAAUGUAGGCUGCUG
Puntigrus tetrazona (Sumatra barb) is the source of this 1765-nucleotide messenger RNA. RefSeq names its product NK6 homeobox 1 (gene nkx6-1). The coding region runs from base 748 to 1701 and encodes 317 amino acids. Gene Ontology annotation, cellular component: nucleus. The record is from RefSeq and is a predicted model, not a curated record. Gene Ontology annotation, molecular function: RNA polymerase II cis-regulatory region sequence-specific DNA binding; DNA-binding transcription factor activity, RNA polymerase II-specific. NCBI's taxonomy places the organism in Eukaryota, Metazoa, Chordata, Actinopteri, Cypriniformes, Cyprinidae. Gene Ontology annotation, biological process: cell differentiation; regulation of transcription by RNA polymerase II. The transcript has 3 exons.